CUUUCCAGGGGCUCUCCUGAUCUCCGUGGAGCUCCGCAUCGCUCGCCUCCGCGCCUGCCCCGGUGGUUUUGCUCCCCCCCGUCCCCACACACACGCACCCCCUCCCUCCUCUCCCCCCUUUUCGCUCCUGGUGGCCUUGUCGGGUGUGUUUUUUGCCUGGUGGAAAAGUCCCUGCUGCCCAGGAUGGGGGUCGGUGGGUGCUUAGCCCUGCCCUGGAGGUGCCUAGUCGUCCUCUGUCUCAGGCUGCUCUUCCUUGUGCCCGCAGGAGUGCCCGUGCGCAGCGGAGAUGCCACCUUCCCCAAAGCUAUGGACAACGUGACUGUGCGGCAAGGGGAGAGUGCCACGCUCAGGUGCUCCGUGGACAACCGCGUCACCCGCGUGGCCUGGCUGAACCGCAGCAGCAUCCUCUAUGCCGGCAAUGACAAGUGGUGCUUGGACCCUCGGGUGGUGCUUCUGGCCAACACCAAAACCCAGUACAGCAUCCAGAUCCACGACGUGGACGUGUACGAUGAGGGCCCCUACACCUGCUCCGUGCAGACAGACAAUCACCCCAAGACAUCACGCGUCCACCUCAUCGUGCAAGUGUCGCCGAAAAUUACCGAGAUCUCUUCUGACAUCUCCAUCAACGAAGGCGGCAACGUCAGCCUCACCUGCAUAGCCACCGGCAGGCCAGAUCCAACAAUCACCUGGAGACACAUCUCGCCCAAAGCCGUGGGCUUCAUCAGCGAGGACGAGUACCUGGAGAUCACGGGCAUCACGCGGGAGCAGUCGGGCGAGUACGAGUGCAGCGCCUCCAACGACGUGGCAGCGCCUGUCGUCCAGCGAGUCAAAGUCACCGUCAACUACCCGCCGUACAUCUCGGACGCGAAGAGCACCGGGGUGCCGGUGGGGCAGAAGGGCAUCCUGCUGUGCGAGGCCUCCGCCGUCCCCUCUGCCGACUUCCAGUGGUACAAAGACGACAAGCGGCUGGCCGAAGGCCAAAAAGGGCUGAAAGUGGAAAACAAAGCCUUCUUCUCCCGGCUGACCUUCUUCAACGUCUCCGAGCAGGACUACGGCAACUACACCUGCGUAGCCUCCAACCAGCUAGGGAACACCAACGCCAGCAUGAUCCUCUACGAAGAGACAACAACCGCUCUGACACCCUGGAAAGGCCCCGGUGCAGUGCACGAUGGCAACAACGGCGCGUGGCGGCGAGGCGGCUGCGCCUGGCUGCUCGCCCUGCCGCUCGCCCAGCUCGCCCGCCUGUUUUGAUCCCCAAGCCGGCCCCGCGGAGCGGUGACGACCACGGCCAGCGAGCGACAGCAGAAAGGAGAGGAAGAAGAUGUAUUCACUGUUUCCGAAAAUAAUCAUAAGAAUUGAGAGAGUGUCCGGCCAGGCCUUCUGGGGGAGGGGGAGAGAGGAAAAACACGCAAAAAAUGCAAAGUUAAUUUGAAAAGGAGGAAAAAAAAAAAAAAUAUCCAAGGCUUCCUGCUGAAGAUGCAACGCGACUGAGUCUUUUUCUUUCCUCUUUGUUUAUUUUUUCGCCCACCCCUUUUCCUCCCCUGUUUCGUCGUUCUCUGCCACGGGCCGGCGCGGAGGAUGGGUCGGGCGCAGCGCUGUCGCCCCCGGUCCCCUUCGCCGUCCCCGCUCGCCCGGGGCCCCUCCGUCCGGAUGCGCAGGUUUUCUUCUUUGCCGAGAUUUCCCCGUCUUCUCAUGGACCGUGCCGCCAUUUGUGUUCCGAAAUAUAUAUAUAUAUAUCCACAUAUACAUAUAUAUAUAUGUAUAGAUAUAUAGAUCUUCAACAGCCACCACGCCGCCACGAACAGAAAGGGAGGAAGGAGACCGGUGCCGAGCCACGCGUUCAUCGUACCCCACGCGGACAUCGUGAAUGAUAAGGGAUUCUGAGUCACGGUUAAUUUUAUUAAUUAUAUUUUCUGAUAUGAGCCUAGAACUCUUAGUUCCUAAAAAACAAAAACGCAAAAAAAAAAAGAAAAAAAAAAAAAAGAAAAGAAAACCAGGAGCUGGGGAGCAAGCGGAGAGGAGAAGUUUGUUCACCGAGGUUUGUGCCGGCUCGUCCGCAGGCGAGGAGCUCAAAAUGCCCAAGAACCGCGGCCGGCCGAACAGUUCCUCUGGCAGCGUUGCCAAAAACGCCGAGGGAAUGGGCGAUGCUCACCGCGCAUCACGGCGGAGGGAGACGCCGAACCUUUUUAUGGGAUAUAUAUAUACAGUAUAUAUAAAUAUACAUAUAUAUAUAUAUAAUUUUUUUUUGUUAGCGUUCUAGCCACGGUUCCCAGCAGGGUCCUUCCGCUGCCAUUACUGCAUGCUGUAUAUGGAGUUAGGUGUGUAUUGGUCCUCCACGAGACGAGAAGAGGUUCUCGGGCCACGCGUGCCCAGGUCCCGUCGCCUUUCCGCCCUCGGGUGCUGGGGACGAGGGGACACGGGCGCCCACGCAGGGUCCGGGCCCCUCUCCGGCACCUUUCGCCACGCGGCCCCGGACCUUGGCGGUGGAAUAAAGCGAACCGAGGGAUGGACAUAGAUAGAGAUCUAUAUAGCUCAGUUUUAUAUUUAUAUAUAUAUAUGUAUAUGUGUGUGUGUGUGCGUGCGUGUGUGUGUAUAUAUAUAUAUAUAUAUAUAUAAAAAAAAAGAAGGCGAAGCAAUUGGCACCCGCCGCCGAGCCAUCGGCCAAGCUCCGAGACGCGGGACAACUCGACUCGCUUUAUUUUUCGCGGGGGUCUCUCCUGCGCUUUCUUUUCCUCCUUUGGUUUCCUUUCCUUCUCCAGGGGCGCGCGGCGGGGCCCGGGCGCGGGCGGGCGGGCGGCGAGGGGGCUCUCUCUGCCUCUAUCCAUUAAAACGAUUGUUCCAUGUG
Molecule: messenger RNA, 2845 nt
Organism: Oxyura jamaicensis (ruddy duck)
Lineage: Eukaryota; Metazoa; Chordata; Aves; Anseriformes; Anatidae
Product: protein CEPU-1
Exons: 8
Coding region: 184-1251 (355 amino acids)
Cellular component (GO): neuron projection
Source: RefSeq, a predicted model, not a curated record